CUCACACACACGCAGAAUGUCUGAGCUCUCAGCAGCCACAUCCACGCACGCAUCAUCAGAUCUGGUCUAGUCUGAUCUCUGCUGGAUCUGAACGAUCCGACGCUGGCGAUGGGUGGAUGACAGCACCGCUGCGAUCAUUUCUAUCAGCUCUGUGAUUGGCUCAUUCUGUUUUUGUGACUGCUGUCACCAUGGCGAAGAGUCCAGAGGUAAAACUGGCGGUUUUUGGCAGUGCAGGAGUGGGCAAGUCAGCUCUGGUGGUGAGAUUCCUGACCAAACGUUUCAUCUGGGAGUACGACCCCACACUCGAGUCCACAUAUCGCCAUCAGGCUAACAUCGAUGAUGAGACGGUUGCCAUGGAGAUCCUAGACACAGCUGGACAGGAGGAUGUGCUGCAGAAGGAGGGUCACAUGCGCUGGGCGGACGGCUUCAUUCUGGUGUAUGAUAUCACAGACCGCGGGAGCUUCGAGGACGUGACGCCUCUGAAGGGAUUCCUGGAUGAGGUCAAGAGACCCAAACACAUCCCGCUGGUGCUGCUGGGAAAUAAAGCGGAUCUGGAGCACGCCCGUCAGGUCUCUACUGAGGAGGGCGAGCGGUUGGCGGCGGAAAUGGCCUGUGCGUUUUACGAGUGCUCGGCAUGCUCGGAUCAGGUGGGCACGGGCGGCGGCGUGGCCGAGGCUUUUUACGAGCUGUGCCGCGAGGUGCGUCGCAGACGGGCUGUACAGGGCAAAACACGCCGCAGGAGCUCCACCACACACGUCAAACAGGCCAUUAACAAGAUGCUGACGAAAAUCAGCAGUUAAACACACAGAGGCCGAGAGAGCCCGUGUACGGAGCACUGUUUCUCUUCAUUAUUCUCAAUGAAGACAAGUGUGAACAUUGUGCUUUAACAGAUACUGUACACCCACCAGCUAAAAACAUCAACACAAAGCUCUCAUCAUUAUUAUUCAAAACAGAGGAACAAUAAGAGUUAAAUGUGGUCAAAGCUUCUGCUGUUUCUGUGUGUCUGAAAAACAAAUCAUUUACUGAGUCAUCGAUGGAGGAAUUUUGGCACAGAAGAUGUUAACAGUCGAAACGGACCUCAGGGAAGAAAAUGAAACGUUUUUUUUUAACGCUAGGAGCCCGUGAAGUGGUCUGGAAACACGCCAUGUGAUUUUUUGUUUUUCUUCAGUCUGUUGAGUAUUUGUUCUUACGGCUAAAGUGAAGGAUACAGUGAAAUGUCAACAGAGAUAUCACCAUCAUCACACAAGCACAGACAUCAUUCAUCAAACCAAGCGCACUGACAUCAGUGGAGAGGACCCGCCCGCCGGACCUCAGGAACGUCUCCUGAACAUCUCAAUCUCAACCGGCCAUCAACAUUUUUGUCAUGUUAUCGGAAAGAUUUUUGAAAGUGUUUGUGUUUUUCUGUUCUGUCACAUUCCUAACUUCAAAAACACAAGAACAAACAUGAGCAUUUCUGCCUUCAUGAAAACAUGUGUACACACGUGAAUCUGAUGUUAAAACACACAUCUGUGUGUGUUUUUCUGUUUAUAAUGCGUCUGAUAUUGUAGAUAAAUGUACAGUACAAAGAACCCUACAGAUAUAUGCAUGUGUGUGUGUGUGUGUAUGUUUUUCACACAUGAAGUCUUUACUGGUAAAUUGCCAGAAAAUUGCAGUAAACAGAUCAUGUGUGAACAGGACGUGUGUGUGUGUAAAUGAUUUGAAAGAAGAAAUAUGAGAAUAAUGAAGUUGUUUUGAGAUGUCAGAAGCACGUGGAAUAUGUAAGAGAUAAUGUACAGGCAGCCGAUUGUUAUCGCAGAAAUAUCGCAGAUGUUAUUUCCCGAUAAAAGCCGGCUGCUUGUACAUUAUCCCAAUUAUUACACGGCUACUUGCCACAUGACAAAAGGAAAAAUUCCGGUUUGUUUUAAGAUAAAAAAAGAAGUUUAAAUAUCACAAACAGGAAAUUUGGUAAACAUAAUGUCAUAAAUGUUUUUAAAAGACAUUUUUAAAUUUCAUUUGUAUAUAAAAAAACUGUCAAAUGAUUUGCUGCAUCCUGGUUACCGUGUGUUAUUCGUUUUGAGAAGUUGUUAUCUGGAAAUAACGAACCUGCAAAUGUCGCAACUGGCCAAUCAGAAUCAAGCAUUCCAACACGACGUUUAACAAUUGAAAUGAACACACAAUCAGCGCCAGAAUAGAGAAGGAUUUUGUGUCAAGAGAUACAAACCGAACACUAAAAACACGUUAUUUUUUUUCAUUAUCAUGAAGAUUAUCUGACGUUUCUGUUUCAACAGAACUUCACGUGAUCACACAUAUGUGAAAUAUUUUUUACUUUCAGUUCAAAGUAUCAGGUUGAGGCAGAACUGUGGUGUAGAUCAACAACAUUACUACAACACAACACAACACACACGCAGUUUGUGUCAUGAUGUAAGUCUUGAGAAAGCAAAGUCUUGUAAAGUGUUUGUGCAAAAUUAAAUGAAACCUCAAACACACACUGUUCAGAACAUAAAGGUUCUCAUCAUCAGAACAGUGUUGUAUUAUGGGCUGCUGGAUAAUAUUUGUAUUACAGUCGUGACAAACAUAACUAGAAGUGCUCAAGAAUGUAUCUGAUAAUAAAAAAUAUAAAGACUU
Molecule: messenger RNA, 2604 nt
Organism: Triplophysa dalaica
Lineage: Eukaryota; Metazoa; Chordata; Actinopteri; Cypriniformes; Nemacheilidae
Gene: rerg
Product: RAS-like, estrogen-regulated, growth inhibitor
Exons: 5
Coding region: 189-800 (203 amino acids)
Molecular function (GO): GTPase activity; GTP binding
Source: RefSeq, a predicted model, not a curated record